Messenger RNA from Syzygium oleosum, 1279 nucleotides. RefSeq names its product ubiquitin carboxyl-terminal hydrolase 3-like. Gene Ontology annotation, biological process: ubiquitin-dependent protein catabolic process; protein deubiquitination. Gene Ontology annotation, molecular function: cysteine-type deubiquitinase activity. The transcript is spliced from 9 exons. The coding region runs from base 105 to 803 and encodes 232 amino acids. Gene Ontology annotation, cellular component: cytoplasm. The record is from RefSeq and is a predicted model, not a curated record. NCBI's taxonomy places the organism in Eukaryota, Viridiplantae, Streptophyta, Magnoliopsida, Myrtales, Myrtaceae.
UAACGAAACCCCGUCGCACUUACGCAUCGAAGAGAUUCUCACUCUCUCUCUCUCUCUCGCUCUCUCACUUCUCCUGUUGCAGAAACCCUCGAAGGUGACCUUCAAUGGCGACGGUAGACGAGAGCCCCUCUGCCAAGAGGUGGCUCCCUCUCGAAGCCAAUCCCGAUAUCAUGAACCAGUUCUUGUGGGGCCUUGGUCUUCCGGAGGAUGAGGUCGAGUGCUUCGACGUCUUCGGGUUAGAUGGUGAACUCUUGGAGAUGGUCCCGAAGCCUGUACUCGCUGUUUUGUUCCUCUAUCCCAUCACGUCGAAGUCGGAAGAAGAGAGAAUACAGCAAGAAAGUUUGACGAAGGAGUCUAGCAGUAAAGUUUAUUUCAUGAAACAAACUGUGGGCAAUGCUUGUGGAACAGUUGGACUUCUGCAUGCUGUUGGGAACGUCACUUCAGAGAUUAAGCUUCUGGAAGGAUCCUAUUUUGAUAGGUUCUUCAAGUCCACCGCAGAUAUGGAUCCUUGUCAGCGAGCUGUGUUUCUGGAGAAUGAUAGAGACAUGGAAGUUGCUCACUCGGUAGCUGCGGCAGCGGGUGAUACACUGGCACCGGACUACGUUGACACACAUUUUAUCUGCUUUACAUGUGUAGAUGGUGAAUUGUUUGAGCUGGAUGGAGAAAAGUCCAGUCCUAUAUCACAUGGUCCAUCCUCACCGAGCAGCUUAUUGCAGGAUGCGGCUAAAGUCAUCCAAGAAAUGAUCCAGAAAAAUCCAGAUUCACUCAACUUCAACGUCAUAGCCCUUUCUAAGAAGGUUUGAGGCAUAUGAUGUCUAUAAUGGAGCUCGUCAAGUUACCCUCACUGCUGACAUACUGAUCGUCGCUUUCCCAAAAGGAUGUCGGUCCUUUUAUAGUAUCAUGUUAAAACAUCCAUAAGAAUAACUUGCUACUCACUAGAGGGCCUGCAAUCCGUCACUUGUGGAUUGUUCACUUUUAGGCCUAUUAACUGGCUUAGCUGGUUAUCUGUCCUGAAUAACCAUCGGUAGAGGAACGAAUCUUUGGGUUUAGUUGGUAUUGCUGUGUCCAAAAGUGGUGAAAUGGAUGUUUUGCGGCUGAAACUUGUAAGUUUGUUACUUUGCACAGGAGACAGCUUCCUUUUGAUGCUUCACCAUGGCUUGAUGAGUUCAGUACAUAUUAUGUGGAAGGUAUGCAUCAUCAACUUCUCGGUUUCGAAUGACAUCGUUACUUUGCAUGAUGCAUAAAAUGAUUUGGCUAUAUGCUUAAGGGUUUCUAUUAC